UACAUCAAAGAAAAAUGGCAACAUUAUAAUUAUAAACAACAAAUAAGCACUGUCAGUGCUAACUUAUCCAACUGGCAGUUCAGACAAUCGUCAAAAAAUAAAGCCGACAUCCUUUAAAUUGAAAAUUGGAAUUUGAAAAUUGAAAAUGAAAAGUUGAACAAUUCUUUAGAUGAAACUAAUCCCUACUAGCUCUUAAAUCGAAGGAAACGCAGUUUAGUGUGCGCUAUUAUCUCAACAGUUUGUAAACGACAGCAUAUUGAUUAACGACAGUAUAUUGAUUAAAUAUCGCAGUUUUACCCGGAUUAUUCACCUAGCAAAGAUGGCUGAUAACUCAGGUGCCGAUUUCAGGGGUGUUAUAACCACAGGCGUAAACAACUGUCAUACAGAAAUAGAACAAAUGCAAAAUAAGCUUACCCAACUAGACAACGAUAUAAAACAGUUGAAAGAUAGACUAAAGGGAUUGGAAUCCAAUAUCGCGAGACUCCAACAACAGAUUGUUGACCUGCAGGGGGAGAUUGAAAAAAAAAGGGUCGAUGCAGACAAAUUUGAAAAGAAAAAGAAUAACUCAAUUAAAGACGUAUUUGCGGGUGCAGCAGUCGGAGGAUUGGGACUACUCGCAACGGCACUAACAGGUGGAGCGGCUCUGCCGGCAGUACUUGCAGGCGCAGGUGCUGUGUACGGAACUGGAAAUGUAGUGAAAGCAGGCUAUUACAUGAUCAAAGAAGACACUUGCAGGGAACAAAUAGUAUCGCAUACUUUUGAACUACGCAAAUGUCAAGUUGAAAAAGAAAGAGUUCUAUACGAACUCAGUAGGAAGCACGAGGAAAGAAACGAUUUACUAGAGAAGAUGGGAAAACACUCGGUAUCGAAAGUUGAAACGACAUGCAUCCAGAAGCAAUUAGACCUCACCCAGAGUUUACGUAACAGUGGCCCUGACCUUCAAUCGACUGGCUCCGAAGACAAUUCAAAGUUAGGUCUGCAGUUACCAGCGAUUUUUCGAGAAUUACAAUUAAUAGAAACAAUGCCGGGAUAUGCCCUAGACAAAUCUGCAAACAAAGUUGUUAAGCAACUUGUUCAAGACGCCAUCACUGUUGUGAUGGAUUUUGUAAAGGUGUUUGAGAAUAUUGAUGCGCGACAAGCAGUCAUAGACACAGCGAAAACAAUAGAGACAGCUACUAAAAACAAUCAACGCGAAUUUGAGGCCGUCAUUAAAGAGACCGUGGACGAAAUUGCUAAACUGGAUGGGAAAGUUGCAAACAUUAAAACUAUGGAACUGCCAAGAGUUGCCAAAAAAAUACUCAAACUUACUUCCGAGGAAAGUAACCUAAAGAUUGCUGUCAUAAAGUUGCAGCAGCGAAUUGACCACUUACAACAACGGGAAGAGGAAGCCUUCAAUGGAGGAGCUUACGGGAUAACAGUGAUGGCAUUGGCGAGAGUUUUAAAUACGGUUACAUUCGGAUUGACAGACAUACUCUCAACUAUUGGAGGGGCGUUGGCUGGCAUUAAUUUAAACGAUAUCAAAGAAUGCCAAGAUGGUCGGCGACACGCAAACGAGCGCAUUGGGGAAAUUACAGUGGAUGUAACAAAACUGGAAACAGAGAGAAAUCGUUGGGAAAAAAAACUUGAAGCACUGAUGCAAAAAAUUAUUACUUCUAAAAUAUCUAUUCAUAACAUGGAAAACGUUAACAAGAUACUAGAAAAGCUGUUUGAGCAAAUAUCGGCUUUCGGCAGACUUGCAACUGAGCAGGUUGUGUAGGUCGAGAGGAGAUGCAAUCAACAUUCCGAGGUUUCUCCACAUACUUAUAUACAUUCUUUGUAUUUUCUUGUUGUUGACUUAUGUGUUACAUGAUGUCUGAUUAUUUGUAAGUAACAUGUAUGUUGAAAGUUUAUAACACAUAACCGAUCUACACACGUUUGAAUUAUUAAAUCGAUAACCUCUCUUACAAACAAUUUACGAAUUACUUUGCAUACUUUCAUAUUUAUUUUCAAAUGGUAAUCUUAA
Molecule: messenger RNA, 2002 nt
Organism: Dreissena polymorpha
Lineage: Eukaryota; Metazoa; Mollusca; Bivalvia; Myida; Dreissenidae
Exons: 12
Coding region: 320-1756 (478 amino acids)
Biological process (GO): chromosome organization involved in meiotic cell cycle; double-strand break repair; telomere maintenance via recombination
Cellular component (GO): condensed nuclear chromosome; Mre11 complex
Molecular function (GO): single-stranded telomeric DNA binding; G-quadruplex DNA binding; double-stranded telomeric DNA binding
Source: RefSeq, a predicted model, not a curated record